Molecule: messenger RNA, 834 nt
Organism: Prunus armeniaca (apricot)
Lineage: Eukaryota; Viridiplantae; Streptophyta; Magnoliopsida; Rosales; Rosaceae
Source: the annotation of a GenBank genome assembly
AUGAUCCUGCAAUCUUCCGACAAGUAUAUAGAAUGUAUCCAGAUGUAUUCCGGAAGUUAUGCACAAUUCUUAGAGAAAAAACACUUUUGGAGGAUACAAGAUUUAUUUGCGUUGAAGAAAUGCUUGCAUCAUUCCUACAAAUCGUCGGCCAAAAUACUCGAUAUUGUGUCAUUUCUUGCAAUGGUGAGGGGACGAGAUGUAAGCAGUUAUCGUAAUCGUCAUGGAAAGAUAUCACAAAAUGUAUUAGCUGCUUGUAACUUUGAUUUGGAAUUCAUAUACGUUCUUAGCGGGUGGGAGGGUUCAGCUCAUGAUUCAAAGCUACUAAAUGAUGCUUUAUCAAGGAGGAAUGGACUUAAAGUGCCCCAAGGUAAAUAUUUCCUAGUGGAUUGUGGAUUUCCUAAUCGGCGCCAAUUUUUAGCUCCAUUUCGAGGUGUGCGAUAUCAUCUCCAAGAUUUUGCAGGUCAUGGUAAUGACCCUCAAAAUGAAAAUGAAUUGUUCAAUCUUCGCCAUGCGUCAUUGAGGAAUGUGAUCGAGAGGAUAUUUGGCAUUUUUAAAUCACGGUUCACAAUUUUUAAGUCAGCGCCUCCAUUUCCAUUUAAGACACAAGCAGAGCUUGUGUUAGCAUGUGUAGCACUACACAACUUUCUUCGCAAAGAGUGUCGUUCUGAUGAAUUUCCAAUUGAACCAGUGGACGAAUCUUCUUCAUCUUCAGUAUUACCAGUUAAUGAAGAAGAGAAUUUGGAACCUAUUGUUCAAACCCAAGAGCAGCAACGAGAAAAUGCUAAUGCAUGGAGAGCUACCAUAGCUUUAGAUAUGUGGAGAAAUGCUACUUAG